GCUAAGGCCGAGUUCCAAAAGUUCCACGAUGAGAUGAAGGCAUUGAAGAACGCCGGAAAGCACGAUGAGUUCGCCAAGAAGUUCGCCGCCAAGGAUGUUCAUCGGACCACUCCACGAUCCAUGCACCGCUGAUGAGGCCGCCAAGUUGGCUCAAAGUGACAAGAUGGCUGCUCUCAUCAAGGCCGAUUUUGACGUCAAGAUUGACGAAGUCACUCAAAUCGGAGAUGUCGUCGUCGAGCGCUGCUCCAUCAGCGCCAAGUUGCCAACUGGCGACAAGAACGGAUGGUCACUCACCGUUUGCGGUCAAGAAAGGAGGAGCAUGGAAGAUCCGUAACUCGUGCAUCACCUUCAAGGCUCCAAUCCCACAAUAA
This is a messenger RNA of Caenorhabditis elegans, 371 nucleotides long. The record is from the annotation of a RefSeq genome assembly. NCBI's taxonomy places the organism in Eukaryota, Metazoa, Nematoda, Chromadorea, Rhabditida, Rhabditidae.